This is a messenger RNA of Colossoma macropomum (tambaqui), 953 nucleotides long. Its product is annotated as mucin-22-like. The transcript has 4 exons. Bases 66 to 953 code for a protein of 295 amino acids. Lineage: Eukaryota; Metazoa; Chordata; Actinopteri; Characiformes; Serrasalmidae. The record is from RefSeq and is a predicted model, not a curated record.
CCUUUAGUUAGCUCGCACAUCAAACCAACAGCCAGACAGAACUCUCACUGCACAGACAGAGGACCAUGAAGCUUCUUCUUUUAAUGUGUCUCCUGCUCUACGGCAUCAUACAAACAGCUCAAAGCGAGACUCUACAUGUGAGUCAGACAGAGGGCUCCCGCGCCACCCUUUACUGUGGAAACCUAACUAACGGUAAAGUGACCUGGAGCAGAGACACCAACGGACAGAGAGUGGACAUUCUGACCACUCAUAAUGGAGAGACGACCAAACACAUCGCUGAUCCAGACAGACGGUACAGCUCAGGGGCAAAUCUAGUCCUGACUAUAUUCAGAGUCUCUCAGUCAGACGCUGGUAGAUACUACUGCAGUGGAGCUACAGUGGAGCUCACUGUGACUGAAGACAUUCUAAAUGUGAAUCAGAAAGAGGGAAACAUCACCACCCUUUACUGUGGAAAACUAACUAAAGCCCCAGUGACCUGGAGCAGAGACAUCAACGGACAGAGAGUGGACAUUCUGACUAUUCAUAUUGGAGAGACGACCAAACACAUCGCUGAUCCAGACAGACGUUACAGCUCAGGAGCAAAUCUACAACUGAUUAUAUACAGAGUCUCUCAGUCAGACGCUGGUAGAUACUACUGCAACACAACUACAGUGGAGCUCACUGUGACAUCAGGAACCAGAACAAACAGCAUAACCACAUCCACAACUGCUGCAGGAGCUGCAACAACUACAACCACAUCCACAACUGCUACAGGAGCUGAAACGACUACAACCACAACCACAACUGCUGCAGGAGCUGCAACCACUACAACCACAACCACAACUGCUACAGGAGCUGCAACGACUACAACCACAACCACAACUGCUGCAGGAGCUGCAACGACUACAACCACAACUGCUGCAGAAGCUGCAACAACUACUAAAGGUCCAUCUGGAGGAACAACUCAAGGUUAA